This is a messenger RNA of Osmerus eperlanus (European smelt), 3464 nucleotides long. RefSeq names its product nucleolar protein dao-5-like. Gene Ontology annotation, cellular component: nucleolus. The record is from RefSeq and is a predicted model, not a curated record. NCBI's taxonomy places the organism in Eukaryota, Metazoa, Chordata, Actinopteri, Osmeriformes, Osmeridae. Gene Ontology annotation, biological process: nucleolar large rRNA transcription by RNA polymerase I. Gene Ontology annotation, molecular function: scaffold protein binding; RNA binding. The coding region runs from base 119 to 3184 and encodes 1021 amino acids. The transcript has 11 exons.
GGUCAAAGUUGAAAGUGUAACAUGCGCGAUGUAGGAAUUGAAAGGAACUUAUGCUACAGUGGGCAGUUUAAACUGUAACAAUACGGUUCAUUGUUUUGUAUUGCAUUAGUGGAAGACCAUGUCUUCAAAAGAAAAGCAUGCGUCCAAACACAAUUUGAUCCACUUGAUCUAUCGGCAUUUGAAGGAGAACGGUUUCCAGAAGGCGGCAGAGAAGCUCCGAAAGCAUGUUCCACAGGGAGAGACAGCAGCAUUGUCCAGCUCACUUUUGGACAUAUACAACAAAUGGUCUGGGGAUGUAUCUGAGGAUGCAAAGACCUGCAGAGUAGCAGAUUCAUCAGAGCUGCCAAAAGAGCGUCAAGCUGACCCGGAUAGCAGCACAGAGACCUCUGACUCGGAAGAUGAGACGACACCUGUCAAAGCCCCAGACAAGACUAAGCCUCCAAUUGCCAGCCCUGCCAAGUUCCCUGCAGCCAACCAUGUGCCAGCUUCCAAGGUCAAGGCAGGGUCAAAGGUCACUCCACCAACCCCCAGCAAGAAACAGCCGGAAAGUUCUGACAGUGAGUCCGCCGCCAGCAGCUCAGAGGAAGAAGAAGCAAGUCAGAGUCUACUGCCACAGACUCCUGUCACUCCUAACAACAAGUCAGCUCCUAAGCUGUCCUCAGCUAGGCCCCUGGUAGCCCCCUCCUUCACCCCCUCCUCCACCACGACCAAGCCCUCCGCUGCCUCCCCUGUUACAGCCAAGUCUCCGGCUGCUCCUCCAGAGUCGUCCAGCGAGAGCAAUGACACAUCCUCAGACAGUGAGGAUGAGGGUCCGGCUAUGCCCUCAACAGCAGAACCAGCCAAUGAGUCAAUUCUUACAGCCCCAGCUUCUACCAAGGCCAAGCAGUCAGCCACUCCUGCUCCCAGUAUCCCACUAUCAGCCGGUAAAGAGCCCCAGACUGCCGUAGACAGUGACACCACUAUGUCUUCAUCAGAUAGUGAAGAGGGCGGUCCAAAAUCACCCUCUACACCGACAACACCAACCAUUAAAGCUGCGGCCAUACUUACCCCAGCUAAACCAACCCCAAGUAAAGUUGUAUCCACAACUUCUAAGACUAGCAAAGACUCCAGUGAAUCAAGUAGCGAAUCAGCAUCAUCAGAUAGUGAGGAUGAGAGUGUGGAAUUACCCCCCCCACCCAAAACAGCAGUGGUAACAGUGACCACUAAAGGUGUGGCCAUACCUACCCCUGCUAAACCAACCCCAAGCAAAGGAACCACCAUAGCAACCACCCCAGCUAAACCAACCCCAAGUAAAGUUGUAUCCACAACUUCUAAGACUAGCAAAGACUCCAGUGAGUCAAGUAGCGAAUCAGCAUCAUCAGAUAGUGAAGAUGAGAGUGUGGAAUUACCCCCCCCACCCAAAGCAGCAUCGGUGACAGCGACCACUAAAGCUGUGGCCAUACCUACCCCAGCUAAACCAACCCCAAGCAAAGGAACCGCCAUAGCAACCACACCCGCUAAACCAACCCCAAGUAAAGUUGUAUCCACAACUUCUAAGACUAGCAAAGACUCCAGUGAAUCAAGUAGCGAAUCAGCAUCAUCAGAUAGUGAAGAUGAGAGUGUGGAAUUACCCCCCCCACCCAAAACAGCAUCGGUGACAGCGAUCUCUAAAGGUGUGGCCAUACCUACCCCUGCUAAACCAACCCCAAGCAAAGGAACCACCAUAGCAACCACCCCAGCUAAACCAACCCCAAGUAAAGUUGUAUCCACAACUUCCAACACUAGCGAAGACUACAGUAGUGAUUCAUCAUCAUCAGACAGUGAGGAGGAAAGUCCUGCUGUGGCAGCUACACCAGUGGCACCAACCAGUCUGCCAGCAUCAGAUGUCAGAACAAAACUUAAGUCAACCAAGGCAAAGACGACUAGCACGGCUCAGCCCAAGUCUACUGCUCCAGCAGGAGAUGAGUCCAGCAGUGGUAGCCACCCGAAAGGAGCUCCUGAGAAGCAGGCGGAGGUUCAACUCAACCCCCCAGCUUCAACCAAGAAGGCCAAGAAUGACGCUAAGAAAACCGCUCUCAAGCCCUCAGCUCCACCCGCCAAAAGGAAAAAACCUGCAGACAAACCAUUGGACACACCAGUCAAGACCAAGAAGAAGGCACCUCAGGCCCAGAUCCCUGCUCCUUCCUCUGCUCCUCCUCCAGCCAGUGAUGACUCAGACAGCAGUCUGGACGUGGAGAUGUGGAAGAAGCGGAUCCUUGAACUGUCAGACACUGACCUCGCCAAGAUGGACGCCAUCAGUAGUCUGAACCCUCCACCUGCUCCCGUCAUAACCCCCAAAAAAGCAAGAGCACCAAGGAAACCCAGGGCGGAAGCCACACAGAAGAAGGAGACCAUGCCUAAAAAGAGCAAAGCUACACCUAUUAAGAAUGUAGAGGUUGAGGGGAAUGUCAAAACCAAAAAGACCAGUAAAGCUAAGUCCGGUCAGACAAAUAAGGCCCCACCUGACAGCCCUGUGACUACAACUUUACCCAAAACACCCAGCAAUAAGCCUGCAGAGUCCACCCUUGUAUCCACCCCAAAACCUGAUGCGGUCAAGAAAAGAAAAAGGAAAGCCAGUGAAGCUAAAGCAGAUGAGAAUCCUACAGAGCCCAAGAGGAAAAAGAAACAAAGAGAAGAGAACAAGGAGAAGAUGGUUGAGGCAAGUGAAGAAACGGGGAAGGUAAAAGAUAAGGAGAGAAAGAAGGAAGCAGGGAAAGGAAAACAAGCCCCAAAGGUAAAUGAGAAAAACAGUGAGCCUGAAGAACAGAAGGAACCAGAGAAAAAGAAAAAGGUGGCCCAGACAAAGAAAAAAUCCAUGGACAAAGCCAUUGAGGACACCAAGAAGCCCAAAAAGGAAAAAUCAGAAAAGACUAAGAUUGAAAACAACACGCAGAUAACUGAGAAGAAGAAGAAGAAAAAAGAGAAGAAGAAAGAGAAGGAUGGGCCUCAAGAGAUUUUAGCUGACCAAGAAUCCCUACCUCUGUCUAACCUCGUGACGCCUCCAACAGAGAAGAAGAAAAAGAAAAGCAAGGUGAACCUGCCAGAGAUUCCAAUGAUAUCUGUCAACCCGGGCCCAGACUCAGCCCCCACAGACAACCCUCCAGCGACAGCAGAGCUUACACCUAAAAAAAAGAAAAGAAAAUCAUCCAAGAGCACAUUAACAUGAGGACGACGAAGAAAGAAUAUUUAUGACAAAUAGAAAGAUACAAAGGGAACAUGGUCCCGUUAGUUAGCUGGGCUGAUGUGAAAAGUCUUCCUCAUUGGUAUCCAGCACAGGUUUAAAAGUGAUCAACUUUACUGUAUUUUAACCCUUGUGUUAUCUUCGGGUCAUUCUGACCCAUCAGUCAUUGUGACCCACCGUCGUAUUGCGACAAAUUUACCUCAUACAAAAACAAAGUGAAGCAUUUUCUUUUAACUGUCGGGCUGUCUCAGACCCCCCACAUUGG